AACACAAGCCAGGCUUUAUCCUGCUUGUCUGUCCCACUCACUUAGACCUCACAGGAAACCUACUCCCCUGGCCAUCACACAUUAUCACUUACCACACUUUUUACUCUCGCACACAGUCCCACCGGCUUGCUGACCAGAGAGGAUGGCUGCACCCAUGUGGAGAAUGAAUGGGCUCUGGAAAAGGAUGGCUGGAGUUCUGGUGCUCUGCGCUCUAUUGCUCAGCACCUGACGUGAAGUGUGUUGGAGAGGACAUCUUAGAUGAAUUUAUCAUGAGUAACGUGGCAACAACUAAUUGUGAAGAAACUAAACGCAUUAUUCAGGAGAAUCCUGCAGCCUGGUGCCAAAAACAAAACUGUCUUCUAAAAAUCUUUCAAGAUGGCAACUCGAUGAAGUUGACCAGUGAUGAUGCUCCAUUGCCUUCUAUGCUAAACACUCUCCAGAGUACUCAUUUGAAAGACCAGCUGAAUGCUACAAAUGCUGUUGUGAACCCAUCAUCAUCAUCAUUAUCAUCAUCCGGUUCCUCUGUGUUUGUGGGAAUACUGGUCUCUGGUUUGCUUGCUGCCCUUGCAAUUACUGUAGGAUACUGCAAAUGCCAGCGCAGGACUGACACCAAGGGAGUAAGGCUGGCAGAGGAGGCCUAUCCAGUAGAUCAGGAGAACCAGGGGAACACUCUUGUGUCUGUGGCCCCCCUCAACCCCCCUCCAGAAACCCAGGAGAAACCCAGUGUAAAUGGAGAGUCCCCCGAGGCAGCCAAGACCCAGCCUCCUCCUCCCACCAACGGCCACUCCACCACCAAGACAGCAGACACCGAGCUGUGAAACAGUCUACAAAUAACCUCUGCACAGGAAUUACCCACACAAACACACACAUACACACACACGUAUAUACACAUGCCUCUGCAAACUCACCUCCCUUCCUGAAUCCACACCUGCCCAACCACAGAGUGUCCUCAGCAAAGUGGACAUCAGGGACUAGACCAAUGUCCUACAUCCACUCUCUUCUUGUUACGCUCCUUUUGGCUAUGUGCCUCAGUACACAUCAGGAAAACUAGUCUGAUGACGAUGAUGGCGGUGAUGAAUUAUGUCAGUGAUGACGAAGGCUCAGUCCCUGGGUUGUUGACGGCAGUCAGCCUGGGAACGAAAGACGGGUGAUUGGCAGUUCUGGGUGGAAAGAGAGUGUAUUUUAGCAUUAAUCAGCACUGGUUCCCAUGAUGACUGCAGCCUCUGGAGUCACAGCCAUAUGUGCUGUCAACACACCGCAGGGUCCUUGCAUGUCAUCAGGUUUAAAGCUCCCACCAAACCUCCACUAGUAAAACAGCAUAAGCACAUAAAUGAAAUAGUUUCUUAGUUUAUUUUAAAGCCAUGAAAGAAGAAGAGAAAAUGAAACACACUGCCUUAAAAUCUGUUUACAAACUACAAACUUGAGAAAAUCAAUUUGGCUCUGAUCUUGUUUGUCUGAUUGAGUUAUUGAUCUGUUGGUGUGCGAAUGUGUGUAUGUGUGUGUGUCUGCUUUCAAAUCCUGUGUGUGUGUCAACUUGCAUCUGUACUGUGCAUGGACUGUAUGUACAGUAUAUCCAUAUGUGCAUUUAAGCUUGUUUACUGUAUGUAUGUUUGGUUGAUGGCAAGUGGUAGAUUGAUGUUGAUUAAGUUUGUGAGUGAAUGAUGAGUCUCAAUGUGCAUGUGACAUUAGCCAUGAAAAGUGUACAAUUUUGUAAAAAUGAGUUGACAGAGUGAUGGCUCACGGACUUGCAGUUGGUCCCCAUGGUGAGGAGGAAAGAGUAUUAAAGUUUUAAUCACACCAUUUUCUUGAAGAGGUGUAGCUGCAAGGAAUUCUCUAAUCUAUCGUUGCAAACUGUGGUGAAAUCAAUUCCAACGCCAACAGGCGUCUUGACAGUGGCUUCAUUGUCACUGCUGAAAAUCAAGAAAGUGACCAACAGACUCAUAAAGGCCUCAGACACAGAGUUUCUUACUGUCAGCUCUGUCCAUUUGUCAGUGUUAUUCUCUUUUCAAUAUACUGUAUAUGCUCUUUUUACUAUCAUUAUUCUAUUGAGCGGUAUGUAUAGUAUUGUGCCUUUUUUUGGUAUUGUUUUUAUUACUUGUAUUGUUCCUUCUAUGUGCCAAAGGAUUUCGUUUCACAGCUUCUGUUCUACUAAAAUAUGUACCUCUGUGGCACCAUUACAAAUUAUGAUCCAGGUCAUACAGCAAAAAGAAAUAUGUUCAAGGGCUAUGACUGUUCCAAAAAAAAACAUCUAAUGGCACAGAUCUGUGAUUUUCUUGUUCCUGAGAUUAAAUACAAAAGGAAAAAUGCAAUGUUUUUUAAUUGAACUGGAACACAGAAAUAUUGUCUGAUCAAGUUUGUGUAAUUUCAUUGCUAACUAAUUUUAAUGUGACUCUUGUCAUUUUACUAGCAUCCUGUAGUUUAAAUUGGAUUUAACAUGAAAAAAUAAAAUGCAAAAAAGAAAUAACUUUU
Morone saxatilis (striped sea-bass) is the source of this 2469-nucleotide messenger RNA. RefSeq lists its product as uncharacterized. Gene Ontology annotation, cellular component: membrane. Gene Ontology annotation, biological process: cell adhesion. The record is from RefSeq and is a predicted model, not a curated record. NCBI's taxonomy places the organism in Eukaryota, Metazoa, Chordata, Actinopteri, Moronidae.